Closterium sp. Yama58-4 is the source of this 804-nucleotide messenger RNA. The record is from the annotation of a GenBank genome assembly. NCBI's taxonomy places the organism in Eukaryota, Viridiplantae, Streptophyta, Zygnematophyceae, Desmidiales, Closteriaceae.
AUGGCGGCUCACGCGACCGCUGCCUUCGUUAUGCCGGCCUCCGCCGCGCCUUUGAACCAACCAUCCAGCAGCGUCUCGUUGCCAGCCGCCUUACCCUGCCGCGCACUGUCUUCCCUCAGCUCCACCUCCCCGACUCUUAUUUCACUCUCCCGCCAAUGUGCGCGCCAGACCUCCCCUUCUAUGAGAUCUGUUUGCGCUGCUCCCGUCCGUGCGAUGGCGGGCGGCGACGGAUCUGAGCCGUCCGGGCGCAUAAUCCGCGGCAAGUGCUUCGUGCUGGAGGACAACAUCGACACGGAUCAGAUCAUCCCCGCCGAGUACCUCACGCUCGUGCCGUCCAACCCCGACGAGUACGAGAAGCUCGGCAGCUACGCGCUGGCGGGGCUGCCGGCGAAGCACACGCUGCGGUACGUGCAGAAGGGGCAGACGAAAACGGACUACGCCAUCAUCAUUGGCGGGGCUAACUUCGGCUGCGGGUCGUCGCGCGAGCACGCUCCCGUUGCGCUCGGCGCGGCGGGCUGCCGCGCGGUGGUUGCGGAGUCGUACGCGCGGAUUUUCUUCCGCAACUGCGUCGCGACGGGGGAGCUCUACCCGGUUGAAGCGGCGGAGGGGCUUGGCGUGAGGCUGUGCGAGGUGAUUAAGUCGGGGGAUGAGGUGACUGUAGAUCUGGAGCAUGAUCUGCUGAUCCACCACACCACAGGCAAGCAGUACGCACUGAAUCCCAUUGGGGAAGCCGGGCCUGUGAUUGACGCUGGGGGUAUUUUCAACUUUGCCCGCCAAUCUGGUAUGAUUGCCAACAAGGCUUGA